AUGAUGCCAGACGGUGCUUCUGUCCCAAUCAACAAAUGCUUGAGUGGUAAUUGUGUUUCAAAUGGAGUUUCUGUAGUUGGUGAUUGUGAAGACAGUGGCAUUUAAUUUAGUAAUAAUUCAACUCCAACCCCCAGCGAAUGUCCCUCCAUUUCAAUCUCCAACAGCUUGCAGUUCUCGCCACUUUCAAAUACUUUAAGAUUGCGUAGCUGGAGUUGCAGUGCAUCCCAGGUCUCCUCUUCAGUGUGGAGUGCCUUCGCUGGUAAUUUCGACGAUGGUUCUUCACACCUAACUUCAACCGACGACCAGGAGCUGCUUCUUGCCUACCAGACGCCUUCUCCGUCAAUCCGUGAAUGGGACUGCAAAAGAGUACAGAAAUGGCUGGAGGAGAGUGGUCUGUCCCAUUACAUCUCUUUAUUGGAUUGGUUGGAUGGACCCCUCCUGUGGGAACUUGCUUGGCAUAGAAUCCGCGCCUGCGAUGUCUUCUUUUUAAACCUCGAAUACUCCCUGAAUAUGUCCCAGCAAGAUCAAGUCCUUCUCUUUAAUGCACUAUCGCGUCUAACGAGCGUUGAAUAA
Messenger RNA from Rodentolepis nana, 573 nucleotides. Lineage: Eukaryota; Metazoa; Platyhelminthes; Cestoda; Cyclophyllidea; Hymenolepididae. The record is from the annotation of a GenBank genome assembly.